GUUUAACGUCCGCCUAGUCCCUUGGUCGAGGGCCAGAAGAAACGCACCGCUUUAUCAGGACUGUGGCGAAAGAGAAGCCUUUUUAUUCAUUUAUUUUUUUUGGUCAAAAAAAGAAGAAAGAAAAAUGAAAGGAACAGGGUCAAGCAAAGUCGGUUGUCACGAUUGCGGAGCGCCAGAUCUUAUAACGAUUGCACUGCGUCGAUGCUCUGUAGUCUUCAUUUGGUUUUUCUCGCGUCGGUCCCUUAACCUAAACCCCUAAUCGAAUUCUCUGUCACUCCACUUUAUCCCGUGUUUCAAUCAGAAGCUGUAGUGAGACUUGUGACAUGAAUAAUGAAGACACGCGCAGAGAUUUAAAAAGAAAGUUCCCACAUGUGGACCGGUUGCAGGAGCAUGGAUCUUAUAACAAAAAUUUGCUUCCUCCUGGUUGGUUGGGCUGCCCAGCGUAUGGUCAAGAAAUAGGAUGCAUUAUCCCUUCGAAGGUUCCGCUUGGUGAAUCCUUUGAUGAUAUCAUUACAAGUCAAAAAUAUUCUCCCAAGCAGGCAAUUCUUCAACAAAGACAUUUAGGUAGACAAAUCGGUCUAGUGAUUGAUUUGACAAACACUACUCGUUACUACCCAAUAUCAGAUUGGACCAGAGAAAGAAUUCGUCAUGUUAAGAUAAGAUGCAAAGGAAGGGAUUCCGUGCCCGACGAUGAAUCUGUAAACAGAUUUUGCAAUGAGGUCCUGGGUUUUCUCUCCCGAAGAACAAACACAAAUGAAUAUAUAUUCGUGCAUUGCACCCAUGGGCACAAUCGCACUGGCUAUAUGAUUGUUCAUUUUCUUGUCCGCACAGAAUCAAUUUCAGUCACUGAGGCAAUGAAUAAAUUUUCUGCAGCACGUGACCCUGGAAUUUACAAGCAGGAUUAUAUUGAUGCUUUGUACAUGUAUUAUCAUGAAAGGAAGCCUGAAGAAGUUGUUUGUCCUCAAACUCCAGAGUGGAAGAGACUUGCUGAUCCUGAGUUUCAUCGCGCAGUUGACAAAUCUGUAGAAAAUAUUGGUGGUGUUCCUUUGCAUGAGAAUAUCACGCGGAAUGGAGUAUUGACAAACGAUGAUGUUUUAGGAGAUCCUGUACAUUCAAAUCAACUGCAUUCAAUGCGACUAGAGUGUUACCAACUGCUUAAGUUGGGCACAGGGGGAAGGGGAUCUUUGCAGUUUCCAGGAUCACAUCCUGUUUCCCUCAACAGGGACAAUGUACAACUCUUAAGACAACGGUAUUACUAUGCCACAUGGAAAGCUGAUGGGACACGGUUUAUGAUGUUGAUCACCUGUGAUGGAUGUUAUUUGAUUGACAGAAAGUUUCAUUUUCGAAAGGUCCAUAUGCGGUUUCCUUGCAGAUAUUUGAAUGGGGGCACACCUGAAAAGAAUCACCACUAUACAUUACUUGAUGGCGAGAUGAUAAUUGACAAGGAUCCACAUACACAAAAGCAGGAGAGAAGAUACCUUAUUUAUGAUCUGAUGGCUAUUAAUCGAGUUUCUGUGACUGAGCUGCCUUUCUAUGAACGUUGGAAACUGCUAGAGAAAGAAGUAAUUGAACCUCGUAACAUGGAACGUGAGGCUCUUUGCAAGAGUAUAAAUCCUUAUUAUCGAUAUGACUUGGAGCCAUUUAGUAUGAGGAGGAAGGGUUUUUGGUUACUGUCCACUGUGUCAAAGCUUCUCAAUAAAUUCAUCCCGCAACUCUCCCAUCCGUCAGAUGGUCUUGUGUUCCAGGGCUGGGAUGAUCCUUAUGUCCCCCGCACACAUGAGGGUCUUCUGAAGUGGAAAUACCCUGAAAUGAACUCAGUUGAUUUCCUCUUUGAGUUGGGAGCAGGUGGUCGUUACCUGCUCUUUCUUCAUGAACGUGGAAGGAAGAAGUUGAUGGAAGGGAAUAGGGCUUUUUUAAAAGACGCAUCGGAUGCAUCUUCCUAUUCAGGGAAAAUCAUUGAAUGCUACUGGGACCCCAAGGAGAAUCAUUGGGUCUGUAUGCGGAUAAGGACUGACAAAUCAACUCCGAAUGAGAUCAAUACCUAUAGAAAGGUUCUACAUACCAAUGUAAUGCGAAGCAUAAAGGAUAACAUCACAGAAGAAGUUGUUUUGAACGAGAUGAAUGAGAUCAUACGCCUGCCCUUGUAUGCGGACAGAAUAGAAAGGGAUAUCAAGGCUCACCAACAAAUGGUCUCUGCAAAGCGAAAGUGAGGAGGAGGCAGUGUAUCAGAUAAUCAAUGACAGUGAGGAGGAGGCAGUGUAUGAGAUAAUCAAUGACGCUAAACAUGUUUCUUUGGUUAGCCUCAAGGUGCCUCAGGCGAGCGGUUGAGCUCCUCUUAGUUGCUGUGGAUUGGUAUAUAACACACACACACACACACACACACACACACACAGGCGGAUUUUUCCCUAGAUCCGGGACGUAUUAUCUAUUUGGUUUUUUUGGUCUAUUUGAUUCAUCCCCCUCCAUUUAUGCGACAUGAUCGCGAGUGUUCAAGAUCAUGCCAGAUAAAAGCUUGACAAAAAAGCUUCAAUGGGGUUAUAUUGAAGCUUACUAGUUGAUUUGACAUAUUGACAUUUUUUUGGCCAGAUGACAAGUUAAGUUCCCUCUUUUAUUAUUAUUUUUUAAACUAUACCUCUAUUAAGAUUU
Molecule: messenger RNA, 2646 nt
Organism: Prosopis cineraria
Lineage: Eukaryota; Viridiplantae; Streptophyta; Magnoliopsida; Fabales; Fabaceae
Exons: 17
Coding region: 324-2210 (628 amino acids)
Biological process (GO): protein dephosphorylation; 7-methylguanosine mRNA capping
Molecular function (GO): mRNA 5'-triphosphate monophosphatase activity; protein tyrosine/serine/threonine phosphatase activity; ATP binding
Source: RefSeq, a predicted model, not a curated record